Messenger RNA from Amphibalanus amphitrite, 1549 nucleotides. RefSeq names its product oxidoreductase NAD-binding domain-containing protein 1-like. Gene Ontology annotation, cellular component: mitochondrion. The record is from RefSeq and is a predicted model, not a curated record. The transcript is spliced from 7 exons. Gene Ontology annotation, molecular function: oxidoreductase activity. NCBI's taxonomy places the organism in Eukaryota, Metazoa, Arthropoda, Thecostraca, Balanomorpha, Balanidae. Bases 262 to 1131 code for a protein of 289 amino acids.
UUUUGCAGUCUGAGAGCAUGUCCGCGUGUCCUUUCCCUGUUUGUACUGGUCUCUAGUUUCAAAAACUCUUCUCCAGCAUUCACCUUGUCAUGUCCAUGGACCAGCUUGUAGACUUCAAUCAUGUCCCCUCUAACCCUUCGAUCUGCCAGUGAUGUCAGUUUCAGUUGGUCUAAACGAUCUUGGUAAGGGAGAUUGGCGAGUUCAGGACACUGAAUGUAAUUGCCAACAAGAUUACUUUGCUAAUAAUUGCCAAGGUCCAAUAUGUAUCACUCUGCUCUAAGAAGGAUUACCUCAGUUUUAAGGUACAGCAUUUUAAGGAGGAUGUCGUCCUCGCGGAAAGAGCACCUGGACGUGACGGCCGGCCAGUUCCGGCACGACCUGGUCAGCGGCGCGGAGGUCGUCGACAAGAGGCUCAUUUCGCCGACUGUCUACGGCCUGACGCUCAAGGUUGAAGACCCGAAUUUCGGAUUUCAUGCCGGCCAGUGGGUGGAUUUCUGCAUCCCCGGCACGAAUCUGGUGGGCGGCUACAGCAUGUGUUCGGCCCCUGACCAGCUGCGAACGGAGGGGACCCUGGAGCUGGCCGUUAAACGCUCCUCGUGGCCGCCGGCCGUCUGGAUCCACCAACAGUGCCGGGUGGGCAGUCGGGUGACCCUGAAGGCCGGCGGUGACUUCUUCUUCCACCCGGCGCCCCAGGAUCCGGCCCGGCCGCUGCUGCUGGUGGCCGGGGGCGUCGGUAUAAACCCGCUGGUGUCGAUCCUGCGCCACUGCCGCCACCUGCGCGCCGAGUCUCGCCGCACCGGCGCCGGAUACGUGCCGCGGCCGGUGGAGCUGCUCUACAGCGCGCGCAGCCGCCACGAGCUCAUCUUCCGGGACACCAUAGCGAAGAUGGCCGACGAGGGUUUGGUAACGGCCAACCUAUUCGUCACGGGAAAUGACGUGCCUGCUAAUGAUACCUCCUGCCAUAACCGGCGCGUGUCCAGCUGGGACGUGGAGUCGGCUGUGGCCCGGCUGGGUGGCGCCCCGCUCUGUUACCUGUGCGGGCCCAGCGCCAUGGUGGAGGCCGUCGAGGGGUGUCUGCUCGGCCGGCUCCGGUUGAACGCUGCCGACGUCCGGUUCGAGCGCUGGUGGUGAGCCCCGCACGUUCAGUCCGCCGGGGCGCCCACCCCGCAUGGUCAGUCCGCCGGGGUGCCCACCCCGCACGGUCAGUCCGCCGGGGAGCCCAUCCCGCGCGGUCAGUCCGCCGGGGUGCCCACCCCGCACGGUCAGGCCGCCGGGGUGCCCACCCCGCACGGUCAGUCCGCGCCCGGGGAGCCCACUCUGCGACACUCGGUGGCCGGGGGGGGGGGGGAUGGUGAUGUGGGGCGCUGCUCCACUGUGCAAUGCAACGAGUCAAGUGAUGUGAGACUUCUUUGAAUGAUAGAAUGUAGAUUGUUAAAUGUGUAUUGAAGGCACGGCAUAGCUGUUGUUUGUAUGAGUUUUUUUUUAGAUUGACGGUAUAGCUUAUGUAUCAUUCACAACGAUUUAAUAAAAGGAAAGCAAACAGAAGUUA